AUGGGCCCCUGUACCGCCUCCUCAUGCUGCUGCCAGGCCCGUAAUCUGCCAUGGGCCCCUGUACCGCCUCCUCAUGCUGCUGCCAGGUCCAGAGUGUCUCAUGGGUCCCUGUACGGCCUCCCAUUGCUGCUGUCUCCAUCGCCACACUCUGCCAUGUGCCACUUUCAGGUCUCCUCACACUGCUGGUGGGUUCCAUUUUGUCAUAGGGUGCUGGCAGAUUACGGGCCUCCCAUUGCUGCUGCCAGGCCCGUAAUCUGCCAUGGGCCCCCGUACCGACUCCUCAUGCUGCUCCUAGGCCUGUAAUCUGCCAUGGGCCCCUGUAACGCCUCCUCAUGCUGCUGCCAGGUCCAGAGUGUGUCAUGGGUCCCUGUACGGCCUCCCAUUGCUGCUGUCUCCAUCGCACACACUCUGCCAUGUGCCACUUUCAGGUCUCCUCACACUGCUGGUGGGUUCCAUUUUGUCAUAGGGUGCUG
Messenger RNA from Staurois parvus, 473 nucleotides. NCBI's taxonomy places the organism in Eukaryota, Metazoa, Chordata, Amphibia, Anura, Ranidae. The record is from the annotation of a GenBank genome assembly.